Messenger RNA from Tyto alba (common barn owl), 957 nucleotides. RefSeq names its product DnaJ heat shock protein family (Hsp40) member C22 (gene DNAJC22). NCBI's taxonomy places the organism in Eukaryota, Metazoa, Chordata, Aves, Strigiformes, Tytonidae. The transcript is spliced from 2 exons. The record is from RefSeq and is a predicted model, not a curated record. Bases 1 to 957 code for a protein of 318 amino acids. Gene Ontology annotation, cellular component: early endosome; plasma membrane. Gene Ontology annotation, biological process: endocytosis.
AUGGCCAAGCGGCUGGUGGUGGCCUACGGGCUGUGGGCGCUGGGGCUGCACCACAUCUACCUGGGCCGGGACAGCCACGCGCUGCUCUGGAUGCUGACGCUGGGCGGCUUUGGCGGCGGCUGGCUCUGGGAUUUUUGGCACCUCCCUGGCUGGGUGGCUGCUGCCAACGGGGUCAGGGUGCCUGGGGACCGCGGUGGGACCGUGCCGGCCCUCAGCCCCCUGCGCUUGGCGGGGCAGGUGACAGUGGGGACGUAUUUUGGGCUGGUGGCAGCCCUGGGGCUGCCCUGGGUGCCUGCGCUGCUGGCACAACCCUUGGCUGUGGGGCUGGGGGUUCAUCUGGUCUCCUCGGUGGGGGACCAGACGGCGGAGGCACCUGGCAUCCUGGCUGCAGCCUUCCUCGCCUCGCUCCUCUUCCAGGGCCGGGUGCUGGCGGUGCUGCCCGCCAGCCUGGCCGCCAGCAUCGUCGCCCAGCGGCACCGACGCUACAAGCCACGGGGGAUGCCCCAGCCCCGGCUCUCCGCCCGGCUCUACCACCUCGGGCUGGCGUGCCUGGCUUUUGCCGCCCCGCUCAGCUGCUGCGGGCUCUGCGGAGCUGCCAGGGUGCUGGGCACCCUCCUGGCCCCGCUCCGGGCUGCCACCGAGCUCCUGCUCCUGCCCCUCCGCGCCGGCCAGCUGCUGGCAGGGCUCCUGGGCUUCACCGGUGGCUCCUCGGCUCAGGAGCGCGGCACCGGCUUCCAACUGAGUGGCUGGACCGAGCGGCAGCAGCAGGCGUACGAGGUCCUGGGAAUCCCAGCUGGCUCCUCUGCUGAGGAUGUGCACCGGAGCUACCGGGAGCUGGUGAAGGUUUGGCACCCGGACCACAACCGGCACCGGGCUGAGGAGGCCGAGAGGCGCUUCAUUGAGCUGCAGGAAGCCUACGAGGAGCUGGCGGGGGCCCGGCGAGCAGCGGGGGGGUGA